UUUUGACAAAUCGGCUGACCUUGUGCGCCCUGCGCAGCCUGCAUUCGCUUCGGUUGAUUUUAUUCUGCACAGAAAAGGAGCGAACAAGCAAGACUAUCGUAUUUAUUCUGUCCAUCUAGUCUCAUUAAUAACUACCAUAUGCACGUAGACAUUUAUUAAUUUUUAGUAGUGAAUUACUUUAGUAAUAACAGUGGGGCGGAGAAAUGCCUUUGUUUGGUAAAAAGGAUUUUGGUAGGAAAUCCAAAAAAGAUGGUCGAGAUUCGGAGAAGCAACCAUCCAUCGAGGAUAAGUAUAUCGUCAAAGAUUUAUUGGGCACUGGUGCUUUUUCAGAAGUUCGUUUGAUAGAGAGUAAAGACAAUGGCCAGAUGUUCGCCUGCAAAAUUAUUGACAAGAAGGCACUAAAGGGGAAGGAAGACUCCUUAGAAAAUGAAAUCAGAGUAUUGAAGAGAUUCAGUGAGCAAGACAAAGGUGAGGGAGCCGAAAAGAAGAUGUUUUCCCAUCCAAAUAUAGUGCAGUUGUUGGAGACAUAUGAAGACAAAAACAAGGUGUAUCUUGUGAUGGAGCUAGUGACAGGGGGUGAAUUGUUUGACCGUAUUGUAGAGAAAGGUUCCUACACGGAGAAAGAUGCAUCUAAUCUCAUAAGGCAAGUGUUGGAGGCAGUGGAUUACAUGCACUCACAGGGUGUGGUACACAGGGAUCUUAAACCUGAAAACCUCCUGUAUUAUAGUGCUGAUGAAGACAGCAAAAUUAUGAUAAGCGAUUUUGGUCUGUCUAAGAUAGAGGACUCUGGUAUCAUGGCUACUGCUUGUGGUACUCCUGGAUAUGUGGCCCCGGAAGUUCUGGCCCAAAAGCCAUAUGGCAAGGCAGUGGAUGUGUGGAGUAUAGGUGUCAUUUCAUACAUUUUAUUAUGUGGUUAUCCACCAUUCUAUGAUGAAAAUGAUGCAAAUCUGUUUGCCCAAAUUUUGAAAGGUGAAUUUGAGUUUGACUCGCCAUACUGGGAUGAUAUCAGUGACUCGGCCAAGGAUUUCAUCCGUCACUUAAUGUGUGUUGAUGUGGACAAGAGAUACACUUGCAAACAAGCACUGGCACACCCAUGGAUAUCAGGGAAUGCUGCGAGCAACAAGAACAUCCAUGGAACUGUAUCUGAACAGCUCAAGAAGAACUUUGCUAAGUCGCGCUGGAAACAAGCGUACCAUGCGACCACUGUUAUCAGACAAAUGCAGAAGAUGGCUUUAAACAGUAGCAGCUCGAGCCGCAACAUGCAGAAUAAACAGUAAAUCCUGUGAGCCCCUCACCACCUACAAACAAGACACAUCAUAAAGGUACUUAAUUUAAUAUUCAGAAACAAUAUCCAAAUAAAAUAAUGACAACCGAUUCCUAUAUCCAAAUCAUACAACUUUGUAUUAGUGGGUAUACUACAUUUUGACAGUUGAUUGGAUCCUAAUACGUGUUUAACAAAAUUGGCUCCUUAUUGACACAACAGCAUUUGAGGCACUUGUUAGAAUGGUGUACAUGUCAGACUAAUUGAAAUUCAUUGUCACAGCCAACACUCAAGUCAUCUUUAACCUAUAAUUAUAUAUAUGAAUUGUAUGUAUACAUCAGCGCUUUAAAAAAAUUAUCACGAUAUUGCUUAUAUUAGUAACUUUAAGCAUUUAGAUAAUAUUUAAAAAUCAACGAAAUGUUAUGAAUAAGACAGUAUGUCUAGUCAUUUUAUCAUUUCUACUCAAGUAUACAUACAUAUUUCUAUUAAAACUUAUUGACAAUUGCUGUGGUACAUGACUUUGCUUAAACUAUUAUGAAAUUUCUGUUUUCAUCUGCUUUUUUGAAUCUCAUGUCUCUUGAAUGAUGUUGUAAAAAUGCGAUUGAAUGUAAAUGUCUAAAAAAAUGUAUGCAAUGUAAUCUUGUAUAAUGCAAUUUACUACCUUAUUAAUUUUAUAUAUCCUAACUAAUUAAACAUCUUAAAAUUUUUGAUCAAUAGUGAUUAGGUAGGUUUAAAAAAUCUUUUUGAAGAUAACUGACUAAUGCUAAGGAUAUUGGUGAUAAUCACUUUCUAAUGAUAAGAUCUGUUGAGAAAUUCAUAGCUAAUGAAAUUAUCAUGUUAAUGAAUAUUUACAAAUUACGGUUAAAUAUGCUAAAUGGUAAGUAAUUUUUAAGCUGUGCAUUAACCAAAAUACAACAGUAGUGUUGCUACUAAAAUCUAUUCAUUGGUAGUCAAAUUGUAAUAUUCUAUCUUAUCCUUGAAUUACAUACCUACCUAGUAAUUCAUUUAAUGAUUAAACUAUUAUGUAUUAUAUAUGUUAUCCCUAGUAUAGAUAAUAUAACCUUUUUGUCUGGUUAGACACACACAUGUUGAAUUAGAAAUCUUAGUGGAAGUUAAAAUAGUGCACUGUUGGAUUCAAUGUUAUAACACAGAACAAUACUCCUUACACAGUUACAUACGAAAGCGUCUUUAGAUUGAGUAAGUGUAUUUGAAAAUAUAUUUGCUAUUAUCUCAUAUACUGGCCUAAUGACUUAUUGAUGUUGUGUCCAAGUGCCAGAAGCAUUGCUUUUGUAGAUUUUGCAGGUGUCUUAAUUCGUGGUAAUGAUGACCUGCAAGACUGAUAUAGCGCAAUAUAAGGUAUUAGAAAUUGUUUCUAUACUUUAACUAUUUAUUAACAGUUUAAUUCAUGGAUCAGUCAUAGUUGAAUCUCAUUCUAUUUUCAUAACUGUCUUAACAGCUCUCUUCAAGAAGCAUGACAUUUUAUUAUCUUUUAAAAUGAGUAGUAUGUCAUGUGGACUAAGAAAACGAUUUAUAUACAGUAAAUUAUUAAGUAUAUAAUAUCAACAAAUAAAUGAGCCAUAUCAGAUCUUAUACAUUCCUUUCUAUAAAAGCGUUAUUGGAGUAAUAAUAAUUUUCACAUUGUCAACAUUCCAUUUACAUAUUUCAACAAUGGCAGUUAAUGCCAAUGAAUGUUUUAAAAAAUGUUUUAAAUGGAUUUGAUGAGUAGCGAGUAAAAUAUGUAUAAGAAUUCAAAUAUUUUGCGUUACUUCUCGUCAUUAUUUUUAUACAUUUUAUCUUUGUCAUUAUAGACAAAAAAAUAUAUAUUUUUGAAUUGAAAUUGGAAACAUUCCAUUUUAAAACGAAGAUAGGAACUUAUUAGAUUUUCCAUUAUGAUUGUUCACUUUACAAAUACAUAAUUAACAAAGAUACAUUCGCAUUUAUAUGAAUGUAUCUCCGUCCAUAUUCCAAUAUAUAGGACUAAUUUCGUAAGUCACUACUUAAGAUUUGCAUUGUACUUACUACUUUGCUGUAUGACCCGCCUGAAUGAAUAAUUACAAAUGUUUACGUACACAGGUAACGUGUAGCUUAAUUGAUUGACUUCGUACGACUUCAUUCUUUCACCUUUGAUUUUUUUAGCAAGUCUUCUCAAGUUCUAAAUUUCUUACUAAUGCUAAAAAAGGUGUCUCAUUCCCACGAAUUUUAAACAUUACUUAUGUUUUUUAAAAAUAAAUAAAUUUACUUAAAUGCCUUUAUAAUUUAAUGUUAAAUUGGACAUGAAGUUCUAAGAAAAUAUCUAAUUCAAAUGUUUCAAUGUAGGAUAACAAAUUAAUUAAAAUAUUUUUAACUUCUUCAUAUUCUUUCUUCGUAGUUUGUAUGGAUUUUUCAAUCGUGCCUGAGAACGUAUGCUAUAAAUUUCGCCAUGCGACACCCAUUUUGAUACGGGCAGCCUACAUCUGUUGUUAUUUAACUCGAAGGUCACAAAAGUAUGAGUACGUUCUGGCAAAUUAAAUGACAAUAAUGCUUAACCCGUAUCAAAGAGUAGUAGAGUCGAUUUUAACACUACAUGUGUGAACUCUGUAAUUCUAUCAAACAUGUGGACGCCCCCUUAUAUCUGGCGCCCUGGGACCUAACCCAACCACUUCCUACUAUUCUGAAUGUUUUGUUGUUUAGUUUUAAUGUUUUAUUUUUAAUCGUAAUCUCUUCUAGUUUCGAACAUAAUUCAUUGUAGUACCUUUAAUUUACUAUAAAGAAAAUAUAAUAUGCUUUUUCAUAAUGGUUAAUUCGCUACUGUUCCUCAAUAUCGUAACCCGAUUUAAUAAAUAUGAUUAAACUACAGACAUAUUAUCUACAUCCAAUAAUUUUGCAAAGUUUUUAUAACAUACUGAGAAUAGCACUCUAAAAUGUUGAUUACUAUUCUUUAUUAAGAAGGUAGUGCUUAUUGUUAUAAAGCAAAGGAAUGCUUAAAUAUACUAAGUGUAGUGAUGUUUACUAAUUAAUCGUCUAAAUGCGCCUUAAUCUGUGUACUAGUUUUCUGUGGUCCUUAUCAUGUUGCGUACUUGUAAGACCGCUCUGUUAUUAUUGUACGGUCCAUGUAGCUUCUGUUAUCUUAUCGUCUUGGUAAAAAUAUUGAAAUGUUUUGAUGAUCUUAUAAAUAAAUUGUAUAAGUGCCAUGUGUAAUUUAAUGUAUUUUUAUUUAUGUAUGUAAUUCAAUUAAUUUAUAAGUUUUAACAUUUGAAUGUUUAUGAGUGUUAUAUUUAUUAUUCAAUGAGUAGACUUAAUGGAAUAGAAACCGAUACAAGCAAUGGAAUGUUAAUAAGCACGGUUUUCUCUGCAGGUCUACGAUCAACUUUUACGGAACGAUUCCAAUGCAACUCAGUUCAAUUUAGGAACCUAAAAUAAAUCGCAUUAAUAGUAAAAAUUAACUUGAUGAAUUUGCGAUCAGUCAGUUUCUGUCGCAAAGUGAAUCAAUCAAUAUGUUUAUUUGCUUGCGUUGGUACAUAAAAUAUACCCUUAUGCAUUUCACCCUUGCAGAGGCAGGCAAAUUUAUAAAAAUUAUAACAUGGUAAGCCCCCUGGAUUCUUACACGUUAUAAAAUUUAAUAAAUAAAUUUAAAUGUUGUAAUAAAUAAACGAUUUUUUGCUAAUGUACUAAAAAUACUAGAUAUUAUUUGGCUAUUCUUUUCGUAGCUCAUGGCUCCUUAAUCUAAGUAUGGGAUCGAUAUUAACGUCGUCGUGUGAUUUCAGAUUUAAUACAAAAUACAAUAGUUGUAAAUGAUGUAAAAACCAUUUUUAUUUGCUAGAAAUUUUGUCUAUUGAUCUAACUUUUUGAGAUUAUUAAACGUUGUGUUGUAUUGGAUCCUAUUCCAAAAAUAAUUACAGGUAUCCUUUUAUCUAAAUUUGUUUGUUGCGCACAAUAUUUUAUGAGUAUAAACUAUAAAUUUUAGAAAUGUAUCGAAUUUUAAAUCAAUUUGGUUUAACAAUUGUCAUUAAUUAUUAAGUGAUUUUUUUAGUAAGUGCCAGAGUUGAAUAUUUUUGGUUUUGCACAAACAUAUCUGUAAAACUGUAGUGUUAUUUAUAGUUUUAAAUAAUAUAUAGACGUGUUAUUGUGAUCUUGCCCUAUUUACACAGUUAUUAGCGUAAUGUUAUUGAAUCGUGUUUGCUCUCUUUCCCCACUUGUUAUUACAUUUUCGGUCAACAAAAGAAGUUAUUUUUUGUUCGCAUUGCAUUUUUUCUAUCAGAAAAAAAAAAAACAACGAAAUGACGGAUAUUGAAACCAAUUUUAUAUUUUAAAAAACAAAAGUAAAAACUUUCGAUCUAACUCUUAACAUAGGAAAUCUGUUCAUAUUUGAUUUAAAUGUAUCUAACGUAUACACUUUACUUUAAUUCCAUUGCUUAGAAAAGCGGAACUCCUAUUUAAGUUCUAGACUACCUAUCUAUUUCAGUAGUUUUCAAUGAUAGGUUUCUCACCGAUAAAAUAAUCUCAACAAAUCGCUCUCUCUCACAUCUCACCAAAAAGUGAAACAGAAACUCGUCCAUAGAAAAUUAAUAUACCUAUAUAUACUUAGUUUUAUUAUAUUUUACGUGUCUAUAGCCAUAAUACAUUCGAAUAUCUUCUUUUGUUGGCCUGCUAUUGAAUUUGUUACUGUGCCAAAAUCAUAUCAUUGUCAGUGAUCGAAAUUAAUAUUUAUAUCAUAAGGUUAUUUUCGUUUAACGAUUUUAUUUUUGAUUAUCUUUUACCUUGAACUUUGACAAAAAAAUAUUUACAGUUUUAACUAUCGCGGAUGCGUAUUCUGUAAUGUCUCAAAUUGGCAACAGUAGUUUUACGCACCAGCUUCAGUUAACCAUAUACAGAGCUAAGAUAUUCAAGUUCCUUGACACAUAAUCUUAUGUAUUUUGUUUACUCGUUUAUAUUGUUUAGUGUAAGAGUAACUUAAUAUACAUAUUUGCUAUUU
Messenger RNA from Plodia interpunctella (Indianmeal moth), 6212 nucleotides. RefSeq names its product calcium/calmodulin-dependent protein kinase type 1-like. The transcript has 2 exons. The record is from RefSeq and is a predicted model, not a curated record. Gene Ontology annotation, molecular function: calmodulin binding; calcium/calmodulin-dependent protein kinase activity; ATP binding. Bases 204 to 1277 code for a protein of 357 amino acids. Gene Ontology annotation, biological process: protein phosphorylation. NCBI's taxonomy places the organism in Eukaryota, Metazoa, Arthropoda, Insecta, Lepidoptera, Pyralidae.